AUGGCAACCUAUAUUGUGACCGGAAGCUCCCGCGGACUGGGACUCGCCAUGAUCCAAGAACUGGCAUCUCGGGACCCCACGGAUGUCAGCCUUGUGAUCGCUGCGACUCGGAAAUCCACCGCCGCGUUAGAUGAGAUCGUCGCCCGAGAAUCCGGUCGUGUAGUUUUCAUUCCGCUAGAUGUGUCCAAUGAGGCCAGUAUCUCUAAUUGCGUCGAAACGGCAGGAUCAGUCGUGGGCCAGAAGGGAGUGGAUGUCCUGAUCAACUGCGCUGGUGUUCAUUCGUGGGUUGAGGGGAAGACUGAGAAUAUGUCCGAUCUCGACUACCAGCUUUCUGUGAACGUGGUUGGAACACAUAAUGUGACGCGCGCCUUUCUACCUCUCUUGAGAAUGGGCAAGUCGAAGAAAGUGGCUAACAUCUCGACGGCCUUUGCCUCCAUGACACAUGCGGAAAUGUCUAGGGUUGCCAACUGCCCGGCCUACAAGAUAAGCAAGGCUGCUCUCAACGCACUUACCGUUCAAUACGCCAUGUCCUACAAGGAUGAGGGAUUGAUCUUCCUUGCAGUUAGUCCCGGGUGGCUGAAAACUGAUAUGGGUGGCGAUGAUGCUCACCUCACGGCGCAAGAGGGAGCACAGGCGGUUCUGAAUGUAGUCGACAAAGCGGAUAUUAAUUCGAGCGGGACUUUUAAGAAUAUCGAUGCUCCUGGCUGGGAUAUGUAUAAUGGAAAAGAUAUUGCCUGGUAG
Molecule: messenger RNA, 741 nt
Organism: Aspergillus pseudonomiae
Lineage: Eukaryota; Fungi; Ascomycota; Eurotiomycetes; Eurotiales; Aspergillaceae
Product: SDR family oxidoreductase
Exons: 4
Coding region: 1-741 (246 amino acids)
Molecular function (GO): oxidoreductase activity, acting on the CH-OH group of donors, NAD or NADP as acceptor
Source: RefSeq, a predicted model, not a curated record